AUGGAUGACUGCCCAUCUCAAGGUUCAAACCUGCGAAACUUUUUUUUUUUUCCUUCGGAAUAAUCAAAUUCAUUAAGAGUAUAUCAAAUAAUGAAACCCAAAAAAAAUGCUCCAUAGCCAUAUUGGUUAAAACAUUAGAAUCAAUAAAUGGGAUCAUGUACACAAAUAAUGUGCCCCCAUCGAGUUGCAUUCAUCUUUUUUAUAGGGUAUCGAGUUGUAUUCAUAAGCCAAGUAACUACAUAUUGUCAAGACCAGAUGACCCUUCUCUUUUGGGUAGGGAGCACACAACCUUUCUUAUAAUAAAAAAUUAUAGUUUGCUGUCAUAGAUAACCAUCGAUGAUGAUAAAUAUUCAAAACUCUGCCUUUGUUAUCUGAUAAAAUAAUACGUAUUUAUGUUGUUGGCAGGCAUUUGUGUCUUUAUUUGAUCAAACAUAGUCAUUCUUGUUUCGUAUCACAGGUUCAAAAUUCCACACCAUUUCUGGCGCCUCUCAUUGUAGUCGAGAGGGAGUUUCUUGUGCUGUUAUUUUCCAGGUUGCUUCUGGGUAAAGUUCUUUUACUGUUUUCUCGGGUUGGCUUCCGCCUGUGACAUUCGGGAUUCUGCUAUCAUAACAAGAAAUGUCCAUUGUAGCUGAAUUACCAGGUUACCUUCAAGUCUUGUCUGAUGGAUCUGUAAAACGCUUUGCGCGUGAGAUUGUCCCAGCCUCGUCAGAAUCAAUCAACGGAUACAAGUCCAAGGAUGUGAUUAUUGACACAUCAAAGCCAAUCACAGGAAGGUUAUUUCUUCCGGGUACCCUUAGUAUUGGGUCCUCAGAUCAUAAGCUUCCUGUUAUAGUUCAUUUUCAUGGUGGUGGUUUUUGCUUCGGAUCCGCUACAUCGGUUGGCAGCCAUAAUUUCUUGGGAGAUUUGUGUAUCGCAUCCCAAUCCAUCGUUCUCUCUGUUGACUAUCGUCUAGCUCCAGAAAAUCGUCUCCCCAUAGCUUAUGAAGAUUGUUGUAGCUCAUUGGAUUGGCUUGGCCACCAGGUAAGCUCUGAGCCAUGGCUUGAGCAGGCUGACCUUUCUCGUGUGUUUCUGUCAGGGGACAGUGCUGGAGGAAACAUUGUACACAAUGUUGCUAUGAAAGCCAUUCAGAACAACAAUUGUCCCGUCAAAAUCAAGGGUCUAUUGCCGAUACACCCUUAUUUUGGGAGUGAGCAGAAGACCGAGAAAGAGAAGUCCGAGGGAGCAGCAAGAGAUUUUGCAAACAUUGACUUGUGUUGGAGAUUAAGUAUACCAGAAGGCUCAAAUCGUGAUUAUUAUGGUUGUAAUUUUGAGAAGGCAGAACUGUCUGCAGCUGAAUGGAGCCACUUCCCUGGUGUGAUGGUUUUUGUGGCUGGCUUGGAUUUCUUGAAGGAAAGGGGAGUAAUGUAUGCAGAAUUCCUACAGAAGAAAGGUGUAAAAGUGGUGAGACUGGUGGAGGCUGAGGGUGAGGCGCAUGUUUUUCAUGUGUUGUAUCCUAAAUCUGAUGCGACUCGCUUGCUCCAACAGCAAAUGAGCGAGUUCAUGAAGAGCUCUUAACCUCCUCCUAAACGGACUGAAGAAUUUAUGGUCCUCUAUUAUUGUCUUUGGAGCUCUAAAUAUAUAAAUGAAUGAAAAAGGCUAUUUUUAGCAAUGCAUUGCAUGCAUGGCAACACA
This is a messenger RNA of Juglans regia (Persian walnut), 1671 nucleotides long. RefSeq names its product probable carboxylesterase 6. The transcript is spliced from 3 exons. Gene Ontology annotation, molecular function: hydrolase activity. The record is from RefSeq and is a predicted model, not a curated record. Bases 616 to 1554 code for a protein of 312 amino acids. NCBI's taxonomy places the organism in Eukaryota, Viridiplantae, Streptophyta, Magnoliopsida, Fagales, Juglandaceae.